Messenger RNA from Labrus bergylta (ballan wrasse), 2073 nucleotides. RefSeq names its product 5'-nucleotidase domain containing 3 (gene nt5dc3). The record is from RefSeq and is a predicted model, not a curated record. Lineage: Eukaryota; Metazoa; Chordata; Actinopteri; Labriformes; Labridae. Gene Ontology annotation, molecular function: 5'-nucleotidase activity.
ACCCAGGGACUCAUGUUAUUUACAGAGAAGCCUGUUAACCUCAUGCACUCGUUUGAGAUCUCACCGCGACCUACAAACGGGCUGCCAUCCAAACACCGGAGUCAUGGCGCCCUUGUCUCUGCCCCUGUCGUCUCUGUUGAAGCACAGGGACUGUCUCCAGAAGGUGUUCAGUAAUGCAGUGCAGGGUCUACGUCACCGGCCGGCCACAUCUCGCUUAUGGAAACGCAGUUUCGGCGCAGUAACACAUGAAGUCGGUCAACUACUGUCAAGCCAGAGCAGAACCCAAAACUACGCAGCAUCUGUUUGUAGGAGCUCUUCAGGCGGUCCGGACAUGAAAGAGAGGCUGUGGUCUCUUUACAAUGAGACCAAGAGACAGACUGAAGAGUUGAUCCCAGUCUUACACACCAACUCAGUGGACCCUGAUACCAUUUUUGCCAACAAUGAGAUGAGUCUGCGAGACAUAGAGAUCUAUGGCUUUGACUAUGACUACACACUGGCCUUCUACUCCCGACACCUCCACACCCUCAUCUUCAACAUAGCGCGGGACAUCCUCAUCAAUAAUCACAGGUAUCCUGAGGGUCUGCGAAAGUAUGAGUACAUCCCUAAUUUUGCUGUAAGAGGGCUUCACUAUGACGUCCAAAAGGCACUGCUGAUGAAGAUAGAUGCUUUCCACUACAUCCAGUUGGGAACGGUAUACAGGGGUCUUCAUCCAGUUCCUGAGGAGGAGGUCAUCGCCAUGUAUGAAGGCUGUCACGUACCUCUAGAAAUCAUGAGCGACUUCUACGGGAAGAGUUCUCAUGGCCACACAAUGAAACAGUUUAUGGAUAUUUUCUCACUGCCUGAGAUGACCCUCCUGUCCUGCGUGAAUGACUUCUUCAUGAGGCACAACAUUGACUAUGAGCCCGUCCAUCUCUACAAAGACGUAAAGGAAGCCAUUAGAGACGUUCACGUCAAGGGUAUAAUGUACCGCGCUGUGGAGGCAGACAUCGAGAAAUAUAUUUGCUACGGUGAGCAGAGCCACGCUGUGCUGAAGAAGCUGUCAGAGCACGGAAAAAAGAUGUUCCUCAUUACCAACAGUCCAUUUGACUUUGUAGAUCGGGGGAUGAGCUACAUUGUGGGCAAAGACUGGAGGGACCUGUUUGAUGUUGUGAUCGUUCAGGCAGACAAACCUGGCUUCUUCAAUGACAGGAGAAAACCUUUCAGGAGAGUGACAGACAAAGGGGCUCUGCUGUGGGACCGGAUCCACAGGUUGGAUAAAGGGCAGAUCUACAAACAGGGAAAUCUUUAUGAGUUCCUGAGACUGACUGGCUGGAGAGGAUCCAAAGUGCUGUACUUUGGUGAUCACAUCUAUAGUGACUUGGCAGAUCUGACGCUGAAACAUGGCUGGAGGACGGGCGCCAUCAUCCCUGAGCUGAGGAAGGAGAUCAAGAUCAUGAACACAGAGCAGUACAUGCACAUGAUGGCCUGGUUACAGGCACUGACUGGACUCAUCGAACAGAUGCAGGUACACAGGGAUCCAGUCUCUCAGGCUGUGGUUGAGGAGUGGAUCAGUGAAAGAGAAGCCAUGAGGCCACAAACUAAGGACAUCUUCAACAGUCAGUUCGGGAGUCUUUUCCGGACGUACCACAACCCCACCUACUUCUCCCGCCGACUCUCCCGCUUCGCUGACAUCUACAUGGCCUCCAUCAGCUGCCUGCUCAACUACGACUUCCAGCACACUUUCUUCCCUCGCCGCACUCCCCUGCAGCACGAGUCCCCCUUCUGGCCUGAGCACAGUCCUGCGGGUAUCAGCAGCGUCUCCUCGCAGCUCCACAGCUCCAAAGCAGAGUCCGAUUAGAGAGACAGAAUGGAGAGAUCAGAGGUCAAAUGUUCAGACCAGGAUCUCCAUCUGUGGCUUAGGCGUAGGUUUUAUUUUCACAUUUUAAGACGUGGCUCUGUAAAGGGUGCUUGUCACAUUUUAAAGCUUGUGUAAAUCAUGCAACUGUUACUUAUUAAGCUUUAGUUACUCUUUAAAGGCUUUAUAUGCGAUUUUUUUUUUUUUAUCCAGCAGAUGUCGCCUAGAGCACCAGAAAC